AUGAGCACCCAGCAGCAGACCGAAACCGACACUGCGGCUGGUCGUGCAGAACCAUCAGCCUCGAAUCCAACAUUUGUUCAAAGUGACACCGCCAGCCCCCUAUCAACUGCACCAGCACCCCAGGAAACCCCGUCCGCACCGGCCCCGUUACAACCCAAGGCCAGGGUGAUCCUCCUCAUCGCGUCUGUCUUUGUGAGCGUGUUCCUCAUCGCGCUGGAUAGGACAAUCAUAUCCACGGCCACCCCCGCCAUCACAGACGAAUUCCACUCAUUACCAGACGUCGGAUGGUACAACAGCGCGUACACGUUGACUUCAGUGGCGCUGCAGUUGCUCGUCGGGAAGGUCUACAUAUUCUAUCCCAUCAGAUCCGUCUUGCUAUGCAGCGUGCUUCUCUUCGAGAUUGGUUCGGUCGUCUGCGGUGCUGCGCCUGCUUCAGACGUCUUCAUUGCUGGCCGAGCCAUCGCGGGUAUGGGAUCAGCCGGCAUCAUGGUGGGAUGUAUCAUGGUCAUAGUAGCUGCGGUACCCCUGGAGAAACGUCCAAAGAUACAGGGCUUCUUUGGUGCACUGUUUGGGAUCGCCUCCAUCAUCGGGCCCCUUGUCGGCGGCGCCUUCACCACUCACGUCACUUGGAGAUGGUGCUUCUACAUCAAUCUCCCCUUUGGCGCCAUUGCCCUGGUCGUCAUCGCCAUCUGUCUCAAAGUCCCCGACAGGGACAAGAUCAAUACGCCUCUUCUGGAGAAACUGAAGCAACUUGAUGGAGUCGCCUACUUCCUGCCCAUUUGGUUCCAGGUCGUCAAGAAUGUGUCUGCCGUGGACUCGGGCAUCCGACUCCUCCCCCUCAUGCUUUCCAUGGUUCUCGGUACGAUGAGCAACGGCUUCUUUGUGCAGCGGGUUGGAUAUUACACCCCCACAGCAAUCAUCGGCGCGUGCUUGAUGACGGUUGGUGCCGGUCUCCUGACGACCCUGCACAUUGACACGGGCGCGGGCAAGUGGAUCGGUUAUCAGAUCCUGGCUGGCUUCGGCCUCGGAAUAUGCUUUCAAGCGCCCAAUCUAGCCGCCCAAACAACGCUGCCGACAGAAGAUGUUCCCAUUGGUACCUCACUGAUGAUGUUCGGUCAACUCAUGGGAGCGACCGUUUUCGUCCCCGUGGGGACCAACGUGCUGAACAACCAGCUCAUCUCGCGCCUCUCCCGCUUGCCAGGGUUUGAGUCAAAAUCUGUCACACUCGGUGGUGCAAAUGCGAUAUUCAGCGACAUUCCCGCCGACUAUCGAGCCGAAGCCCUCCACAGCUACAAUGAGGCGAUCAGGACUGUUUUUGCAAUGUGGUACCUUCAAUCCGCGCAUCCGCAACUGGGCAUGACCACCAUCAUGGCAUUAUCCAUGGCCAGCGGCAUCACCACGUCUCUCUUGCUGGAGACGACUCUGCUGAGAUACGGUCGCGACAAGUUGGCCUGGAAGGUUGCAGCACAGACAGCCGCCGGAAUGAGUAUGAUAUCCAUGUUGACGAUGGAAGUCGCGGAGAACAUGGUAGAUUACCAUCUCAUGGGCGGCGCUGUUCAGUUUGAUUCUCCUUCGUUCUGGGCAGCUGCACUGGUCUCCACGAUCGCUGGGUUUCUCGCACCAUUGCCAUACAACUACUAUAAGCUUAGGAGGUUUGGCAAGGCGUGCCAUUGA
This is a messenger RNA of Emericellopsis cladophorae, 1674 nucleotides long. RefSeq lists its product as uncharacterized. The transcript is spliced from 6 exons. NCBI's taxonomy places the organism in Eukaryota, Fungi, Ascomycota, Sordariomycetes, Hypocreales, Bionectriaceae. Bases 1 to 1674 code for a protein of 557 amino acids. Gene Ontology annotation, biological process: transmembrane transport. The record is from RefSeq and is a predicted model, not a curated record. Gene Ontology annotation, molecular function: transmembrane transporter activity.